AUGUAUCACACUGUAAACAGAAGUUGCACAAUGACGCCCCUGAUCGUAAGUCUUGUUUUGUGCGCCCUUAGGCUGAGCAGCGUAACCGGCCAGCCAGGCGAUUAUCCCGAGUCAACCGAUCAGCUGGACGCCUGCGGUCAGCACUACAAGGACCUGUUGGCCGCUUCCACCGCCUGGCACGAGAAGAGCUGCAACGGUACGACCAAACGUGCGGCUUGCGUAGUUCCGGAGCACGAGAAAGAAUAUCUGGAGCUGAAGCAGCGCUGUAAAAAGGCGCACGAUGAGCGCAAUGCAAAGGCGAACGAAAUUUACGAGAAGCUGCCGAAGUACAUCUCAGAAAUGAAUUUGCGUGUCAAUCUACUGAAAGAAUCGCUCCGGCAGGAUCUUCCCAACCUGCAAGCCAUGGUGAACGAGCAGAAGAGCUUGCUGGAGGCGGCCUGGAAGUAUGGUGCUCAGCUUCAGCGUGAGCUGUUGCUUACCAGCAUGGAAUCGAACCGUAUGCAGCGUGCGCUGCUGCUUCACUCUUUGCUGGUGAACGUUUCGCUGCCGGAGAUGAUGCAGGAAAGCUACAAGUACCACGGUGGCAAUAGUCGGAUGGUGGCUCGGAUGUUGAAGUUUGCCCGAAAGCUUCCGUUGGCGGACGAGCGGGUCGAGGUGUACAAGGAGCUGGCGCAACUGAUGAAGUCAAACAACCAUAAUGAUCGCUUCCCGGCUAUUAUCUUCUCGAAUGACGUGAAGGAGCUUCAGGAUCGCUACAAACCCGACCAUGCCGAGUACGAGGGUAAGGUUGUGGCACGCUGGCAGGCCCAGCUUCUAGCGGGCAACUUCAACGAGGCUCUAAUGUUCGCGAAGGACUAUCCGGAGUACUAUGCGCGCAUUGAGAAGGACCUAUACUCGGUGCUUAAGAACCAAUGGUCGGUGGAUGCCUUCAACCGGAUGAUUUACCUUCCCAACAAUCUACCAAACGCUGGGCAGCGUGUUCGGGCCUUCCGUAGCGUGCUCGACUCAUUGCUGGCGAAUCAAACGAAGCAACGAAACGAUGCGUUCCUGAUGCGAUUGGCAAACGAGCUGACAAAACUGGAAUCAACGCUCGAGGGAAGCAAUGAGGCAACAAGAAAUUCGCUGAACGAAGCCAAGAAUGUGUUCCAGCAGUUUGCGUACACGCGCGAUUUCUCUGCCUACGCAGAGCUGUACAAGAUUUUCAGGGUUGCGCUCUAG
Anopheles maculipalpis is the source of this 1218-nucleotide messenger RNA. RefSeq lists its product as uncharacterized. The transcript has a single exon. Bases 1 to 1218 code for a protein of 405 amino acids. Lineage: Eukaryota; Metazoa; Arthropoda; Insecta; Diptera; Culicidae. The record is from RefSeq and is a predicted model, not a curated record.